GACCGUCACCAACGCCACGAAGAUUCCCGCCGCGACGGUCGACGUCAUGUUGGCCGCCAGCAUCGACGGGAAGAACCCCGCAGAGAUGGCAGACGCGCUGCUCUCACUGGGCACGCUACUCCUGGAUCACAACACGAACCACGUCCCGCACACCAAGAACGACAUGGACCUCUACCUGGGAUACCUGAAGAUUUCACGCUACAUCCACAAACUAGCCGCCGUCAAGCACAUGGAACGCAAGCACGAGGUCACGCUCCUGGAAGUCCACGGCUUCGUGCGCAUCAAGCUCGACCCCGAGUUCAUCGAGCUGCCCGCGAUCAUGCGCGCUGUCGCGAGCGCGCCCAUGGCCAUCAUUAGUGUCAACCUCGCCGAGUACAUUUUCGCUGCCAUGUCCAAAGUCGAGCUGCCGUCCAUUCCUGCUGAUUAUACCUGCGUUGUGCAUGGGAUCCUUUUCUGGUCUUCCCAAGCAGCCGGCGUGCAGUGCUACCGCUCCCUCAUGCGUCACGCAGCUCAGUUGCCCUUCUCGUGCCAGUCCAAUGCCGCUGCCGCCGACGCCGCCCACGAUGAGCAGAGCAAGGCAGCUGCCGCGCGCCCGUUCCGCCGUGCCAAGUUCCAACGCAUCUAUGCAGUCAAGCUACGCGAACAGUCCCUCAAGCCGCCUUUCGCGUCUAUGCCUGCCAAGCGCCUCCAGUCUGGAGCCUUCAA
This is a messenger RNA of Prorocentrum cordatum, 705 nucleotides long. The record is from the annotation of a GenBank genome assembly. NCBI's taxonomy places the organism in Eukaryota, Dinophyceae, Prorocentrales, Prorocentraceae.